GAAGAAGUGAAACCUUUAGCAAUGCGUAGAUUCAAAACCUGCUCAGUGGUUGAGAAGGCUGCCUUGGUGUGUUGGAUCUAAGGUUUUAUUUUUCAGUGAUGGACAAAGACUCCAGCUUAAAGAAUGGCUACUAGACUGGAGCUGAUGGUGCUUCUUGUUUUGCUCAGAACAGCCUCUUCUGUUGCCCUGAGCAGAGAAGAGUUUACAGAAGCAGUGGCAUAUUUAAGGAAGUAUGGCUACUUGCACAUCCCGCUGGACAGUAAUGGACAAAACCAUCGACCUGAGGAUAUAGCAGAGGCUCUAAGGAUCUUUCAGAAGGCAACAAACCUGCAGAUAUCAGGAAAACUUGAUUCAUCUACUCUGACUAUGAUGAACAAACCCCGUUGUGGUUUAGAAGACUCAUUCAGUAACACAUCCCUCAGAUAUCGAAUCAUGAGUUACUGGCGAAAAAAGAUGCUGACCUAUCGCAUCUAUAACUACGCCUCUGAUCUGGGUCUAGGAAAAACCCGCACAGCCAUCCAGAGUGGGUUUAAGUACUGGAGUGAUGUGUCACCUUUAAGAUUCAAAGAAGUGCAUCGAGGAAAAGCAGACAUCAAAAUCUCCUUUCACAAGAAGGACAGGACAUGUCCAGUCCCCUUUGAUGGUCGAGGUCAUAUAUUGGCCCAUGCUGAUGCUCCUGAGUCCGGCAUUGUGCAUUUUGAUGGGGAUGAACUGUGGACAGAAGGCAAAAGCUCCGGCUCCAACCUGAGGAUCGUGGCCGCUCAUGAGAUCGGCCACGCCCUCGGCCUGGGCCACUCCCAGUACUACAAUGCACUGAUGGGACCCGUGUACAACGGGUACCGCUCCAACUUCAAGCUCCAUCCGGACGACAUACAAGGAAUCCAGGCUUUAUAUGGAAAGCCUCCAUCCAAAAGUGCCAGCCCUGCAGUGCCUGGAGGAAGUGGUGCUCCAGAUCCCUGCAAAGCCACUCUAGAUGCCACUAUGUGGGGCCCUUCCCAGAAGACAUAUGUUUUCAGUGGUCAGUAUGUGUGGACUCUGUCCAGCUCUGGCUACAACAGUCCAGUGCUGAUAUCUGCACUGUGGAAGGAUCUGCCAGGGAGCCUCAGUGCAGCUGUUUACUCUCAACGGACCGGAAAGUCCUAUUUUCUUAAAGGAGACAAAUUGUGGAGAUACACAGGCUUCAGGCUGGACCACGGCUUCCCCAGGCGCUUGUCCAAUAUUCCAGCUAAUAUUGACUCAGCCUUUACUUCAAUAAGAACAAAAAAAAUCAUCUUUUUCAAAGGCUCUGGAUACUGGCAGUGGGAUGAAAUUGGACCAACAGACUUCAGCUCGUAUCCAAAACCUAUUGGGAAAUUCAUCCGCGGGGCACCGAGUGACAGUGAUGCUGCACUAACAUGGAAAAAUGGUUACAUAUAUUUGUUUAAAGGCACACAGUACUGGCGUGUAGACCAAAACCAGCAGUCAGUAGAGAAGGCCUAUCCUCAGGACACCGCCUCACAAUGGAUGCAAUGCGAUAACUGAGCCACCAGGGGGAACCAGGGCUCUCUGAAUCAAACAUAACACAAUGAUGCAAAAUGUUAAGAGUGAUAGAAGCUUAUUUAUUUCAAACAGUUUAAAAAUGAUUACACCUUGUACAAAUCUAUUCUGCAGGGAAAUAUUUUGCACAAUGAAUUCAAUUUAACGACAGAGUGAGAGAAUACAGGAUUAUAAUGUUUCAGUUUUGCGGCGGUGGGACAGUCAUUGCAAAAAUAUCCAACUGUAUCAGGCAAAAAGACCUUAUUUUUGUGAGAUUCAGUAGGAUUUGAUGUUAUGGUUCACAGGUAAGGCAUCUAUGUUACAUUCCUGGAAUAAUAAUCAUAAGUGCACAUAAAGUUUGACAUCAGUCUGUGUGGACUAAUGAAGCACUAACAAAAACCCAUAUUUUACCCACUCAGGUGUUCCUGCAUUUUAUCUGACCUCCUCACAGCUUGUCAGUAUUUGACUGACGUUUCUUAUACUCUCCUGCACUCCUUAAUAAUUCAUAAUAACACCAGCACUCUGGCUACUUCAGCUAAUUCCCACAGUGGCCCCAAACAAAUUUAACCAGAGUAAAGGUCCAUUGCCAGCCAGAGGAAGUAAAAUCCACAUGAGUGCAAGGGCCUAUAAAUAUUGUUGUACCUUUAACACA
Messenger RNA from Sphaeramia orbicularis (orbiculate cardinalfish), 2167 nucleotides. RefSeq names its product matrix metalloproteinase-19-like. The transcript is spliced from 9 exons. Lineage: Eukaryota; Metazoa; Chordata; Actinopteri; Kurtiformes; Apogonidae. Gene Ontology annotation, cellular component: extracellular matrix. Gene Ontology annotation, biological process: collagen catabolic process; proteolysis; extracellular matrix organization. The record is from RefSeq and is a predicted model, not a curated record. Gene Ontology annotation, molecular function: metalloendopeptidase activity; zinc ion binding. The coding region runs from base 124 to 1521 and encodes 465 amino acids.